AUGUUUAUAACACGUUAUUUAGUAUUAUUUUCUUUCAUUUCAUAUUCACAAGCUGUUAUUGGUGCUUUUCAAAUUUAUCAUAAUUAUGAUUUUCCUGUUCAAGCGUGUAGUGGUUUAAUUGGUAAAACAGCAGUUUAUUUCAAUUCAACUUUAGAACCAAAUGGUUAUUGUAAUUUUCAUAAUCAACCGGCUUUAGGUACUAUGGCAGAAUGUAUUGAAAUGAUUCCUUUACAAAAUUCAAGAAAAUUAUUUUUAAAAAGCUGUAAAAAAUUAAAUUUAACAGAGGAUCAAUAUUUAAAAGCUUUACAAAAUGCUACUGAAUUUGGUUUUGUUAAUGUUACUUCUGAUAAAGAUUAUAAAAAGGGUAAAAAUUAUUAUAAACCUGCUUUAUUAACUAAAAAAAAAGUUCAUGCCGCUUAUGAUUCUGUAGCUACCAGAUGGUAUAAUUAUAAUCAAGCUCAAUUUUUUGGUUUAGCAUCAAUGUGUUAUUGGUGGGUGGUUUUAGGAAUUGCUUCAAUUUGGAAUCUUACUUAUUUUAUUGCUCCCAAAUUUAUUCUUUCAUUAAAAGGAAAAUUUUCAAAUUAUUUUAGAAAAUAUAUUACUUUACCUGCUUUGUUUUCAAAAACUCAUGCUCAUCAUAAACAUAUAAUUUUUCAUAAAUUUAUAGUUGUUUUCCCAACUAGAUUAGAAGCAAUUUUAGUAUUUUUAUGGUUUUCAAUGACUUUGAUUAUGUGUUGUACGAAUUAUGUUCAUGUUGUACCAAAUUCAAUUUGGCCUCAACGUAAUAAUGAAUUAGGUAGAAAAGUUGCUGAUAGAACUGGUCAAAUGGUUUUAUGGUUAUUACCUCCUUUAGUUUUAUUUUCUGGUAGAAAUAAUUUUGUUCAAUGGAUUUCUGGUUGGAGUUUUGCAAGAUUUAUUUAUAUUCAUAAAUGGAUUUCAAGAGUUGCUUUUAUGAUGAUGAUUGCUCAUGGCGUUGGUAUGACUUAUAAUGGUAGAGGUAUUGGUAAAUAUUAUACCAGAAAUAAACAACCUUAUGUUAGAUGGGGAAUGACUGCACUUACAUCUAUUGGUUUAAUGUGUUUUCAAUCUUUAAUUUAUUUUAGAAGAUCAAAUUAUGAAGUAUUUCUUGCAAUUCAUAUUUUAUUGGCUGUUUUUGCAAUUAUUGGUUUAUGGAUUCAUACUAGACAACAAGGUUAUCAUAUGUGGAUGAUAGCUGCUGUUAGUGUUUGGGUAUUUGAUAGAGUGGUUAGAAUAGCUAGAUUAUUUGCAUUUGGUGUAAAAACUGCUGAUGUUCAAUUAAUUGCUAAUGAAACAAUUAAAGUCAUUGUUAAUCGACCAAAAUAUUGGAAACCAUUUCCUGGUUGUCAUGCAUUUAUUCAUUUCUUUAGACCAACUUGCUUUUGGCAAUCUCAUCCUUUUACAAUUGUUGAUUCAAUUAAUGAAACAAAUACAAUAACUUUUUAUUUAAAAGUUAAAGGUGGUAUGACUCAUGGUUUAUAUCAAUUUUUAUCAAAACAACCAAAUCAAAAAGCAAAAAUUAAAGUUUCUGUUGAAGGUCCAUAUGGUAAUCCAUUACCAUUAUCUAAUUUUGAUUAUAAUUUAUUAAUCGCUGGUGGAAAUGGUAUUCCUGGUAUUUACUAUGAAACUAUAGAUUUAAUUAAAAAUAAAAAAUCAAGUUAUAAUAAAGUUAAAUUAUAUUGGGUUAUUAGACAUUAUAGAUCAUUAGAAUGGUUUUAUCAAGAAUUAAAUAAAUUAAAACAGUUUGAUCCAUCUUUAAUAGAUGUAACUAUUUUUAUAACACAACCUCAUGUUGGUUUAACUCAACCAAUAAUUACUGAUGCUACUGAUGAUGAAGAAGAUGAAGAAGAAAGUCAAGAAAAACAUUUAAAAGAUGAUGGUGGUGAUGCUAAAGUUGAAGUAGAAAAUUUUGAUUAUAUUGAAAAACUUAAACAAUCUUUAAAUCAUAUAAAUUUUCAAGAAUAUAAACCAAAUUUUUAUGAAUUGGUUGCUCAAGAAAUUAAACAAAAUGAUUUUGGUUCAAUGGCUAUAUCUACUUGUGCUCAUGGUAGUCAAUGUGAUGAUGUUAGAAAAGCAAUUGGUGAUAAUUUAAAUGAAUCAAAUUAUAGAGUAGAAUUAUUUGAACAAAUUCAAUCAUGGUAA
Molecule: messenger RNA, 2160 nt
Organism: Insectozyma verbasci
Lineage: Eukaryota; Fungi; Ascomycota; Pichiomycetes; Serinales; Debaryomycetaceae
Source: the annotation of a GenBank genome assembly